Messenger RNA from Thermothelomyces thermophilus ATCC 42464, 2080 nucleotides. RefSeq lists its product as uncharacterized. The record is from RefSeq and is a predicted model, not a curated record. The coding region runs from base 74 to 1858 and encodes 594 amino acids. NCBI's taxonomy places the organism in Eukaryota, Fungi, Ascomycota, Sordariomycetes, Sordariales, Chaetomiaceae. The transcript has a single exon.
GGAACUCGCACUUUAAUACCACUCAUUCACUCUGUGCCUGCCUGUACUUGAGCACACAUGCUGCGCGCAAAUCAUGAGCCAGUUUGCGACGAGGCCAGAUCGGCCACUCCCAUACUCGGAUGAGUUCUCCUCGGCAGACGAGUACGUGGAAGGCCUGUUGCACUUCGCUGCCCACUCGGACCUGUUCCGUUUUCUCUGCGGCGGCGUCCACAUUCUCGAUUUCUUCACCACCGAGCCUGGCCUAUUUGCCGCAGCUGUGCCCAAGGACUGGCAGGACUACCUGCUGCAAACAAAACCAAUCGACCUGUUGGACUUUUUGAUGAGAGAUGACCUGUCUUCGAUAGCCCCUGUUCCGGGAUCUCUCACCCCACCCGAGUCGCUUGUUCGGUAUGUGAAGGACGUCAGAAGGUUCUCUCUGCAGCGGUCGUUCCGCCCCAGCAGGCCGAAGCUGCCAGUUCUCCCGAGGCAUGUAGCGCUCGGGAUGAAGACCAAGAAGAUCCACGAGGUCACGCACUUUGCCGGCUACAUCGACAGGCUGGCCGAGGAUGUUGCGCGGGUAACUGGCGCCGAGUUCACUCACUUUGUAGACUUUGGCAGCGGGCAAAACUACCUCGGACGGACGCUUGCGAGUCCGCCUUACAACAAGCAUAUCGUUGCCGUGGAGAGCAAGGAGGCCAACAUGGCCGGUGCCAAGGACCUGGACAUCCUGUCGGGGCUGGCCGAGAGGGAGAAGCGGGUGCGCAACAAGAAGCUCUACCACCGAGUCCGCGAGACCGUCGACCCGUCGCUGCUCAAGGACGAGGAGGCGCUGAAGCGCGCGGCAAAGGAGCUCGGUGCACCGGAUGAGGAUAUCAACACCAUUGACCUCAGAUCUAGAAAGGAGCUACAAGCAACGUACACCACCGAGGAGGGCAAAGGUACUAUCCAGUACGUCGUCGGCCGCCUGGAACAUGCCGACCUGACCGACGUGCUCUCCCAACUGCGCGGUCGGGAGAAUGGGGUCCGGCAGGAAGACCUCCGUAUGAUGGCCAUCUCGAUCCAUUCUUGCGGUAACCUGUCACACUACGGCAUCCGUUCCAUGAUCAUGAACCCCUGCAUUCGGGCCGUUGCCAUUGUUGGCUGCUGCUACAAUCUCCUCACCGAGAAGCUGGGUCCGCCAACGUUCAAGCCCCCGUUCAGCCGGCCGACCCUGCAGCCCCUCAAUGCACGGGUUGUUCGGGAGUCGGAGAGAAGGGACCCUCAAGGGUACCCGAUGAGCGAGCGGGUAUCGACUUAUGGAGGUGACGGCAUCCGGCUCAACAUCACCGCCCGCAUGAUGGCAUGCCAGGCGCCGCAAAACUGGACCGACCAAGAGAGCGAUGCCUUCUUCACGCGCCACUUCUACCGUGCCGUCCUGCAGAAGAUCUUCCUUGACAGGGGAGUCAUCUCCAGGGUCUUUCAUGGUGAAGAGACCGAUACAGAGAGCCCCUUUAACUCGAGCACAAACCCCGUGGUCAUCGGCUCGUUGCGCAAACAGUGCUAUACCUCCUUUACGGCCUAUGUGCGGGGAGCGAUUGCCAAGUUGACAACCAACCCGGAUUUCAGCCAAUACAGCCAGACCAUCGAGGAGAAGAUGGGCAAUAUCACUGACGAGGAGAUCGCACAGUACGAGGAGGCGUUCCGCGACCGGAAGCGGGAGCUGAGCGCGGUCUGGAGCCUGAUGGCCUUCAGCGCUUGCGUCGUGGAGUCGCUCAUUGUGAUAGACCGCUGGUUGUUCCUCCGUGAACACUCCGAUAUCGUCCGCGACUGCUGGGUCGAGACCGUCUUCGACUACCGCGAGAGCCCUCGGAAUCUGGUUGUCGUCGGUAUCAAAAAAUAACACAAGAACAAGGGAUUAGAUGCGAUCGGAAGUUGCACCGACCCCCCUUGCUUUUUUUCAGUCGGAUAGUGGCGGCAAGUGGCGGCAGACCCCCUUUUUCCAAUGGCCGAGGCAGCCCUCAUCAGCUUCCACAACAGCGCCGCGCCCGUCACACACAACUUAGCACCGCGCGAUGGCGGCUCCUUAUGUCGAGCACCUUCUGCAACCUAGUACGGCCUCCGG